CCGCCGCCGCCGAGCCCCGCGGGCAGCCCGGCCGCCUGCGCCGCCCGCCGAGCUGCGGGUGCCCGGGCGGGGGACCAUGCCGUGCCGGAGGGAGGAAGACGAGGACGCCGGCGACGAGGCGGAGGGGGAGGAGGAGGACGACGACAGCUUCCUCCUGCUGGAGCAGUCGGUGACGCUGGGCGGCUCGGGCGACGUGGACCGGCUGGUGGCCCAGAUCGGCGAGACGCUGCAGCUGGACGCGGCGCACGACGGCCCGGCGUCUCCCCGCGCGCCCCCGGGGCCUCCGCUGCAGCCCCCGCGGCCCCCGGCGGCGGCGGCGGCGGCGACGGUGCGGGUGGACAAGGCCCGGCCGGCGGCGCUGCCGUUGCUGCUGCCGCCCGCGCCGGCCGAGGCGGGGGGCCCGGCGCCCGCGGGGGCCUUGCGCUGCGCCCUCGGGGAUCGCGGCCGCGUGCGUGACCGGGCUGCGCCCUACUUUGUGGCCGAGCUGCCCGCGGGCCCCGGCGCGCUGUCCACCUUGCCCCCGCAGCCCUAUUUGGAAGGGCCCCCGGGAGCCGACAAGUUGGGUGCCCUGCAGCCGCUGUCUGGCCCGUGCCGGCGAGGAUGGCUGCGGGGAGCCGCCGCCUCCCGCCGCCUGCAGCAGCGACGCGGGCCCCAACCUUCCGAAGCCCGGAUCGGCGAGGAUGACCCGCACCGGCUCCUGCAGCAGCUCGUGCUCUCGGGGAACCUCAUCAAAGAGGCCGUGCGGAGACUGCACUCGCGACGGCUGCGCUUCCACGCCAAGUUCCCGCAACGCCCGCUCCCGGGGCCGCAGUCCGCGGCGGCGCACGAGCCGGGCGCCGAGCCCCGCAGCCCGCGCGCAGCUUGCGCUAACCCCGGCGCGCCGGGCCGCAGGGCGCAGCUCAAGACUGGCGACGGCGUUCUGGUCCCCGGCAGCUGACACCCCAGGAGUGACCACAGCGGCCCUGCUCCGACCCGCGAACUCGCUUUCGGAAGCUGGGGUUGGGGUAGGGGGAGGCGGGGAGGGGGACAGGAGUUGGUAUGAACUGAUGAAAAUCAGCACCGAGGACCCUCGCCAGUGCCUCUCCCGGCUCCCGAUGUGUUUGAAAACUCGGACUCGGUCGGCGCUGGAGAAGGCGGGUCACAGUGCGCACCCCAAGACCCGGCGGCACGACUCCUCUAUUCAGUGGCGCAGCGGCUCGGGGGACCGUGCUGAACUGCCCACGCUCCCCGGGAUCGCCAGCUCCCGAAGGUCGCGCACGAUCACCCUUUAUUUAACUCGGGUUCCCUUCUCAGGGCUGGUUCCUGAUGCCACUUUGCGGCGGGGAGGGAAACUUGAGUCAGACAGACAGACGGUCUUUUCAGGGAGCUCCGCAACCUGCCAGGCUUGAAUUUUUACGAUACUUUAAAGGGGGAAAAAAAGAGAAAAAAAAAUUUCGUGUCUGUUGGGGUGUUCUUAAUCUAAAACAUGUGUGCCAUGAAAGGACCUUUUCGGGAGUUGAAUAGGAGGAGUAACCUUUUCUCCGCCCGACUGCGGUUUUCCAGCCGUGCGCGCGGGGUGGGGACGGGAGGCGGGGACCCGCGGGGCCGGGAAAGGUAGGGUGCGGCGCCGGGUGUACGUUUGCUCCUCACCUACCAGUGCACGAUUUUUUAAAAUGUGUGUGUGUGGUUUUUUUUUUUUUUUUUUUUUUGAAACCGGCCUUCCUCUUCCUCCGGCUCAAGGUCGUUAUUUCCGAGGCGCACACGCGGUUGCGGGGCUCCAGCAGGGCGGAAGAGUCCCGGGUUCCGUCUGGACUCGGGAAGGCGCGGUGUGUUUGCAAGUGCGGGAGUCUCCUGAGGACACGCACAGCUUUCCCGCCACCCCCCACCUCCUCCUGGUUGUUGGGGACCGGCUGGGGCGCCGGCUUUCAGGGACACAGGAGUGUGUCUCUGCCUCUCCCUACUCUGCUCUGUGGUCCUGCCCCCCGCCCCCCCACCCUAGCUGGGGAAAAGCCACGUGACGCGCCCUCCAGGGACACAGCCACGCACAGUAGCUUAUAAUGGGCUCUCCGGGGCCAUUUACAAUAACAGCUGCAAUUCCCUGGACAGACCGAGCUGAUUUCCUCCCGCUCCCCCUCCCCCAGUCAUGCCCGCUCGCCUUUGUAAGUUGAAGGAGACCCGAGUAGAAAAUGGGACCCUCCAAAUGCAGAAGCCAAGCUGCAGGCUUUGCCAUUGUGAACCGCUGUGAAGUGCUCGUGACGUGCCCGCUCGCUCACUCCAGAGGGGUCUAACGGACGUCUGUUUGGCGUUGGUUUUUUAUUUUUAUUUUUUUGUUUUUGUAAGAUUCAAUGGCUUGUUCAUCAUCCAGAUGUGGCUAUUGACCUAUCUACACUUCGCACCGGAGUGUCUGCAAUUGUGGCUGUCCUGAUUAUAGGAUGUUAACUGGAAUAUGUUUCUAAUAAAUGUGUUGGGUUUGGG
Molecule: messenger RNA, 2454 nt
Organism: Sorex araneus (European shrew)
Lineage: Eukaryota; Metazoa; Chordata; Mammalia; Eulipotyphla; Soricidae
Gene: FRAT1
Product: FRAT regulator of WNT signaling pathway 1
Exons: 1
Coding region: 77-937 (286 amino acids)
Biological process (GO): positive regulation of canonical Wnt signaling pathway
Cellular component (GO): cytoplasm
Source: RefSeq, a predicted model, not a curated record